Molecule: messenger RNA, 1091 nt
Organism: Vigna radiata var. radiata (mung bean)
Lineage: Eukaryota; Viridiplantae; Streptophyta; Magnoliopsida; Fabales; Fabaceae
Exons: 1
Coding region: 38-898 (286 amino acids)
Biological process (GO): shoot system development; root development
Source: RefSeq, a predicted model, not a curated record
AAAUAGAGCUUCUGUUGAAGAGAAAAAGAAAAUCACCAUGGCAGAUAAGUACCAUGUUCGCUCAAUCAGUUUACCUUGUAGAUCACAUCCUAGCACCAUCAGAGUGGAGGAGGAGCUGAGCAAGCUAAAAACAUGGGAAGGAACAUUCACAUCCACCUCAGAGUCCAUUCAAACUGGGCUAUCCAUGCUUCAAGGUUUGUACCUUUCCUUGGAUGAUCUUCUCAACAUGCCAUCCACCCAACAAGUGAUUUCACAACACAAAGGUGACAAGUACGUGGAAGAGGUGUUGGAUGGUUCCAUGAGAAUCUUGGAUAUAUGUGGGAUCACAAGGGACAUAAUGCAGCAAAUUAGGGAAAAUGUCCAAGCCCUUCACUCUUCCCUUCGAAGAAGAAAAGGAGACUCGAGUGUCGAAACGAGUGUGGGUGAGUACAAGUUGUUCACCAAGAAGAUGAAGAAGAAUGCCAAUAAGGUGAUCACAUCGUUAAAGCAGAUGGAUAGCAGAUUUGGGGUGUCCCCACUUUUGGAUCAUGAUCACCACCUUGCUGCUGUUAUUAGAGUGCUUAGGGAAGUAAUUAUAAUGAACUUGUUAAUAUUUCAGUUUAUUUUGUCAUUCUUGACAGUGUUUUCAUCGAAUUCUAAGGCAAACAAAUGGCUGAUUGUGGCAAAAUUGAUGCACAAGAUCAAAGCAUGGGAAGGAAAUGAGAACGAGUUGCAGUGUGUUGAAGUAGCUUUGAGUACUCUUCUGAUUGAGGGCACUAAUGAUGAGAAGAUGCAGGUGGCGCAGGAAAAAUUGGAGACUUUGAAGAAUGCUAUUGAAAGAAUUGAGACUAGUUUGGAGAGUGUGUUUAGGCGCUUGAUUAAGACUAGAGCUUCUCUUCUCAACAUAAUCUCCCAGUAGAAUAUUUUCGAUAUACAUAUAAAUUUUUCAAUGCAUCCAAAUUUUAGGGAUAUUGAGGAAUGAAAAAUUUACCACAAUGAUUUCUACAUGUACACAAUUUAUAAGUUAUACAUAUUUUCAUCGCCUGUAUUACCACCCCUUGUGUGUGUAAUGUUUUCAAACAUCUAUAUAGAUAGAAAAGGAAGUUAUAUAA